Messenger RNA from Vairimorpha ceranae, 1854 nucleotides. RefSeq lists its product as hypothetical. The transcript has a single exon. Lineage: Eukaryota; Fungi; Microsporidia; Nosematidae. Bases 1 to 1854 code for a protein of 617 amino acids. The record is from RefSeq and is a predicted model, not a curated record.
AUGCAUCAAAUAAAUCAACACAAUAAUGAACAAGCUGUUAAAAAAGAAGACAUUCUUAAAUGGAUACCUAAAACAAAUAGUUCUUUUAAGCUUAUAGAAUCUUUGUUAUCAACACCAACAAACUUGCAAGAAAUACUUAAUUAUAACCCAAUUAUUAUCAGUGUAUUGGUAGACCAACCAUACAAAAGAGAGUUAUUGACUAUUAUUUACAAAUUACUUUUUAUUGUACAUUUUACAUCAUCACAUUUUAAAAUAUUAAGAACAAAUAUUAAUUUAGUGAGUGACGAAGAAUAUUUUAUUAAGAUUGGUUUUUUUAUUAAACCGCCAAAUUUUCUAAAAAAACUUAGUAAAAGCACUUUGGAUUUUUUGACAAUAGAAGAAAUUUAUAAAUUUAAAGAGUUUAUUUAUUUAGCAAAAAAUAAUGCAAUUUUUUAUAAAAAAAUUUAUGUGCAUAAACUUUUUAAAAAUGAAAGAUUGAGAAUUUUACAACUUGUUAAAGAUAAAAAUGAAAUUGUUAGUUUAAAAAAUUAUACUUUAGAACAAGCUGAUUAUUUAUAUAGUAUUAGAAAAGAACUAAGUACUAAAAAUAUUCUACAAAUUGUUGAGUACAAAAUAAAGAAAGGAAUAAUAAGUAAAUAUAAAUACAAAAUGCGAUAUUUAUUAAUUGUAUUUAAAAAAUUAGAAGAAAAAUAUUUUAAUCCUAAAAUUUCUAAGGAAAAUAUAAGUAAAAAUUUGCCAUAUAAAUUUAAAAAUAAGAAUGUACAAGAAUGGAUACGAUAUUUUAUCAUAAAAACUAAAAGAUAUGAAGUAGAUACACAAUAUUUUACAGUCUUAAAAGGAAACGAAAUUUUGAGAAAAUAUUUUUUGUAUCAAGUUAAAGAUGAAAUAGAUAGUUUUAUUGUAGAAAAUAUCGAAAACAUAGAAAAUCUAACAUAUAUUUUAGAUUUUAUUAGAUACACUAAACGCUUUGAAUAUUUACUAAAACUUCUUAGGGGAACAGAAUGUGAGAAUAUUAAAUCUUUAAUAAAAGAAAUUGAUAUAGUUAAUGAAGAAAUUGCAAAGGAAGCCUGUAAAAUCACAGAAAAUAAGAAACUUAUUUUAUACAUAAUUAGAUGUCAGUAUGAUGUUCUAGAAGAACUUUAUAAUAAUGACUUAUUUUUACAAUUUAUAAAUAGUUUUGAUGCUAAUAUACUUGUUAAACAUACUGAUUUAAUUUUUGUGAGAAAAGAUGUUUACGAAAAUGAAAAAAUAUUUAAAGAACUUAUAAAUAAGUUGCAUAAAAAACUGCCUGAAAAAGAUAGGGUUUUUUUGUAUAUACUUAAAUACAUGAACAACAAUUAUCAAGACUAUUUGUAUGACAUUUGUCCCCUUUUUUUUGAUGAUACAAAGUAUAUGUCCUUUUAUGUGCAUAUAUGUCUUAAAUAUAAUAAAAUACCAUAUGGAAUUAUGAAAUAUAAAAUAAACAGAGACAAGAUAAUGUUAAAUUUUAUUUAUGAUAAAAAGUUAUUUCUUGAAUAUAUAAAAUACGAGAUUAAUCCAAAAGUUCUAUUUAAAAUUUUAAAUAAAUUACAGAAUAAAAAAAAUACAACUUCACUUGUACCUGAAGAUGUUUACAGAGUAUUAAUAGAUCUAAAUCUUGAUAAUAAAAAGCUUAUUAAUAUUUUAAAAGGUAAACUUAAAGGUUUAAAAUAUUUAAUAGACACCGGCGAAAUAUCUUGUCUUCUAAAUUUACUGAUAGAAUAUAAAAAUAAAAAAAUUAUUAAAGGUAUUCUUAGAGAAAUAAUUGAAUGUAUUGAACUUGAUAAACAUCUAAAUUUUAUAAUAAAAGAUCUUCUUCUUAUUUCGUUAGAUUAA